AAACCCCCCAAAUUUACAUAUCGAUUUUUCAUUUUCAUUCCCAACCUUGGACCUCCCUCUCUCUCUUUCUCUCUCGAACUCACAUUCUCUCUCUACACUCUCCAAUUCUUCUUCCAUCAACGCGUAGAUUCUUCUGCAUUUUCAACACAUCUCUCUCUCUCUCUCUCUCUACAGAACAAUGUCUGAAAAUCGCCGGCGAAAGACGCCGACGGUGGCCGCCGGAGGAGAAACUCGAGAAGACCUAGCAAUGGUGUCGGAGUUGUCGCCAACCGAAUCGGAGCUCGCCCGGCUUAGGCUUCGACAGCGAUGGGAGUUUGCCUCCGUUCUUAAUUUUUUGCAUGUUUUUGAGCCUGUUAUUGAGAGUAAGAUGAAGGUUUCGGCUGAAGAUAUUGAGACAGCUCUUAUAACACCGAACAAUUUGCUUGCUCAACUUCACAUAAUGCUUUUGAAGGUUUUGGUCUCUUCAUUGUUGAUGAACUGAUAGUU
Molecule: messenger RNA, 486 nt
Organism: Camellia sinensis
Lineage: Eukaryota; Viridiplantae; Streptophyta; Magnoliopsida; Ericales; Theaceae
Source: RefSeq, a predicted model, not a curated record